GCCUCCCGGCGGCCGUCUCUGAUUGGACUGCCGAGCCCCGCGCUCUGAUUGGCCGCGUGGGCGAGGCGGAGGAGAGCCGUGCGCAGCGGCGUGUGUGGGGCCGUGUGCAGACCCGCGUGUGGCGCAGGCAAGGACCCUGAAAAUAAACAGCCGCUGCCUUGCGAGCCGCUUCCUCGGGCCUGCGUCCGAGUCUCCGCUGUUGCGGGCCCGCUCAGACGCCGAAGAUCUAACUGCAGCCAUGAGCAGCAAUGAGUGCUUCAAGUGUGGACGAUCUGGCCAUUGGGCCCGGGAAUGCCCUACUGGUGGAGGCCGUGGCCGUGGAAUGAGAAGCCGUGGCAGAGGUGGUUUUACCUCGGAUAGAGGUUUCCAGUUUGUUUCCUCAUCUCUUCCAGACAUCUGUUAUCGCUGUGGUGAGUCUGGUCAUCUUGCCAAGGAUUGUGAUCUCCAGGAGGAUGCCUGCUAUAACUGCGGUAGAGGUGGUCACAUUGCCAAGGACUGCAAGGAGCCUAAGAGAGAGCGAGAGCAGUGCUGCUACAACUGCGGCAAGCCAGGCCAUCUGGCUCGUGACUGCGACCACGCAGAUGAGCAGAAGUGCUAUUCUUGUGGAGAAUUUGGACACAUUCAAAAAGACUGCACCAAAGUGAAGUGCUAUAGGUGUGGUGAAACUGGUCAUGUAGCCAUCAACUGCAGCAAGACAAGUGAAGUCAACUGUUACCGCUGUGGCGAGUCAGGGCACCUUGCACGGGAAUGCACAAUUGAGGCUACAGCCUAAUUAUUUUCCUUUGUCGCCCCUCCUUUUUCUGAUUGAUGGUUGUAUUAUUUUCUCUGAAUCCUCUUCACUGGCCAAAGGUUGGCAGAUAGAGGCAACUCCCAGGCCAGUGAGCUUUACUUGCCGUGUAAAAGGAGGAAAGGGGUGGAAAAAACCGACUUUCUGCAUUUAACUACAAAAAAAAAGUUUAUGUUUAGUUUGGUAGAAGUGUUAUGUAUAAUGCUUUGUUAAAGAACCCCCUUUCCGCGCCACUGGUGAAUAGGGAUGGAUGAAAUGGGAAGAGUUGAGUCAGACCAGUAAGCCCGUCCUGGGUUUCUUGAACAUGUUCCCAUGUAGGAGGUAAAACCAAUUCUGGAAGUGUCUAUGAACUUCCAUAAAUAACUUUAAUUUUAGCGUAAUGAUGGCCUUGGAUUGUCUGACCUCAGUAGCUGUUAAAUAACAUCAAGUAACAUCUGUAUCAGGCCCUACAUAGAACAUACAGUUGAGUGGGAGUAAACAAAAUAAAAAGACAAACAUGCGUGUUAAUGGCUAUACGAGAGAAAUCGAGGUAAUAGCCUACACUUCAUCGCAGCGUUGCGCUGUACGUAUAGAUGGUGUUGACAAAGGUUUAGAACACAUAUUUUCAAAGACUAAAUCUAAAACCCAGAGUAAACAUCAAUGCUCAGAGUUAGCAUAAUUUGGAGCUAUUCAGGAAUUGCAGAGAAAUGCAUUUUCACAGAAAUCAAGAUGUUAUUUUUGUAUACUAUAUCACUUAGACAACUGUGUUUCAUUUGCUGUAAUCAGUUUUUAAAAGUCAGAUGGAAAAAGCAACUGAAGUCCUAGAAAAUAGAAAUGUAAUUUUAAACUAUUCCAAUAAAGCUGGAGGAGGAAGGGGAGUUUGACUAAAGUUCUUUUUGUUUGUUUAAAAUUUUCAUUAAUGUAUAUAGUGCAAAAUGCCAUAUUAAAGAGGGGAAUGUGGAGGACUGAAA
Nycticebus coucang (slow loris) is the source of this 1737-nucleotide messenger RNA. RefSeq names its product CCHC-type zinc finger nucleic acid binding protein (gene CNBP). Lineage: Eukaryota; Metazoa; Chordata; Mammalia; Primates; Lorisidae. The record is from RefSeq and is a predicted model, not a curated record. Gene Ontology annotation, cellular component: cytoplasm. The transcript has 5 exons. Gene Ontology annotation, biological process: positive regulation of cytoplasmic translation. The coding region runs from base 239 to 772 and encodes 177 amino acids. Gene Ontology annotation, molecular function: mRNA binding; single-stranded RNA binding; translation regulator activity.